UAGAAAUGAAUACGCAAUGAAUGGGUGGGUAUGUGAACAGGAAUCUGAUCUGUCCCUUAUGGAUAUGAAUAUACUGAAGUGAUUGUUUGUGCUAUAUACUGGAGUAGUUGUUUGUGCUGUUUUCAGUUCAAUUCAAUUGUGUGGAGUAAUAAUGGCUUCAGCUCUGCUAUUAGGACUUAUACUAGUCUGCACUGGGUUGACAAGUGGUGAUGUGACUGAAUUUCAAUGUACUAAUGGAAGUGUGUAUGCUGGAGAUAUAGUGGAGUGUAACUGUACAACAAGUACUGUAGCAAUAGACUGGAACAUCAGUUAUAUAGCACUAGGAUCGUGUGAUCAGAACUUGAUACAUGUCAAAUCAGAACCUUUCAAUGCAGCUACAACUGAUAAUACUACAGAAUAUUAUGGAUACAAUUUUACCUAUAAUGCUGAUAACAACAGCUCAAGCCUCAUUUUUUAUUUGAAUGCAUCUGAGAGCAUUUCUGUUACGUGUAGAAAUGGUGAUAAAGGGGACGGUGCAACUCUAGUAAUCCCUGACGCAGGCUACGUAAAAGCACUAAUAAACUUAACAACAGACUUCAAUGCAAGUGGAAUUACCCUACACUGGGAGGAUAUUGGGAAUAACUGUGAUUCUACUGAGUAUCAAGUGACUGUUAUUAGUUGUUCAUGUACAUCAACCAGUGUAUUGACGUAUAGUACUAAUGACACAGCCUUACAUAUAAACUCAAGUGACUUAUUAGAAAAUGUAACCUAUACAUAUACUGUUAGAGGAUGGAAUGAACAGCAAAGUAAUAACAGUAAACCAUUCACACUUGGUAAUGAUACGAUUACUUCUCAGUGUGAACCACCACAAAAUAAUAACGGUCUAGGCACUCCUAGCUUCAAUGUUACUAUUACUGCAAAUAGUACUACUAAUAAUUGCAAUGAUAGUUGUUGUACUAAUAUCACAAUUUUUAUACAACUGGUAUUGAACACAUCAGACCCACAGUAUGCAAAUCUAAGCUAUAAUAUAUCAUAUGACUCUAUCACUAUUAAUGAAGAAUCAAUGAUAACAAAUGAAGGAGAAUGGAACAAGAAUAUACAGCUACCUCAUAAUGAAAUGCACUAUUCUGAUUCUGAACAGGCAAAAAAUCAAUGUAAAAUGACAAUUUCUGAAAGUAAUUCUGCUAGCUCUUGUCCAAUGGAGGAUUGUGAAAAACUAAGUGGAGGAUGUAUUGCAGCAAUUUCUGUAUUAGGAGUGCUACUUUUGAUGGCAAUAGCUGUAAUAGUCUGCUCAAUAAUAUUAGGUAGAAAUAGAUCAGUGAAGUCAAAUAAAACUGAACUGAAGAACUUGGUGAGCCCAAAUGAUGACGAACCAGAUGGAAACAAACCAGAUAAAAACAAACCAGAUGGAAACGAAAUAGAUGAAAAUAACCUAGGUGGUGGAAAUGACAAACCAGAUGGAAACAAAUCAGAUGGAAACAAACCAGAUAAAAACAAACCAGAUGGAAACGAAAUAGAUGAAAAUAACCUAGGUGGUGGAAAUGACAAACCAGAUGGAAACAAAUCAGAUGGAAACAAAUCAGAUGGAAACAAACCAGAUGGAAACGAACCAGAUGGAAAUAAACCAUGUCAGUCACCAACAGGAAAUGAUGAAGAGAAUGAAGGUGGUGGCUCAAGCUCAGGAGCUGUGGCAG
Molecule: messenger RNA, 1673 nt
Organism: Amphimedon queenslandica
Lineage: Eukaryota; Metazoa; Porifera; Demospongiae; Haplosclerida; Niphatidae
Product: hybrid signal transduction histidine kinase A-like
Exons: 9
Molecular function (GO): protein binding
Source: RefSeq, a predicted model, not a curated record